This is a messenger RNA of Miscanthus lutarioriparius, 579 nucleotides long. NCBI's taxonomy places the organism in Eukaryota, Viridiplantae, Streptophyta, Magnoliopsida, Poales, Poaceae. The record is from the annotation of a GenBank genome assembly.
AUGGAGAGGGACGCCACUGCCUUCUGCCCGCCGCCCCAGCCCGCGCCGGCCGCCCCGGCUUCGGCGCCGCCCGCGACGGUGCUUGGCGCCGGUGGAGCGGUCGCGGCAGCGGCAGGGCACGGCCGCGGCGGCGGCGGCGGAGGAGGGAGGCAGUACCGCGGCGUUCGGAUGCGCAAGUGGGGCAAGUGGGUGGCGGAGAUCCGCGAGCCGAACAAGCGGUCGCGGAUCUGGCUCGGGUCCUACUCCACCGCCGUCGCCGCCGCGCGCGCCUACGACACGGCCGUGUUCUGCCUCCGCGGCCGCUCCGCGCGGCUCAACUUCCCCGACCAACUCGACGGCGCGGCGGUGGCCGACAACCCCGAGGGGCACAAGGACGGCGCCGGGGCGGGGCUCACGGCCGCCGCCAUCCGCAAGAAGGCGGCCGAGGUCGGCGCCCGCGUCGACGCGCUCCACUGCGGCGUCGGCGGCCUCGCUGGCGGAGGCGGCGCCUCUCCACAGCCGCUGUCGUCCCUUCGCCGCCGCCCCAAGAACCCCGACCUCAACCGGGAGCCCACCCCGGACACCUCAGACGACGAGUGA